CCUGGAUUCACAGAAACGAAAGUAGAAGCAAAGCUUGCAAGCAGAAGUGGUUGGAGUUUAUUUUAGACAUCGCUGGACCCAAAACCCCCUCUAAAGGGCCCAAGCAAGAGUUUAGUCCUCUAGGACGCUCCACCUUGUGCCCUGAUCUGAAGCCUCAGCUUUUGCUAACCAGGUGACCAUGUCUGUGACCCUCCAAAAUGUCCUCUGCAGUCUUCAGGAGGAGCAAUCCAGGCUCAAGACGAAGCUGCAGGAGCUGCAGCAACAGAAAAGGACACCCCUGAUCUCUCCCAAAGAGGGGAUCCCGUUCCCGGUGCCCGAGGUCCCCCUGGCAUUCCAAGGCCGCAUUCAGCAAGGCAGGCAAGUACCCAAGUUUCUGGUUUCUAACUUGAAGAUCUGCUGCCCUCUGCCUGGAGGUUCUGCUAUAGUCACCUUUGAUGAUCCCAAAGUGGCUGAUCAGUUGCUACAACAAAAGGAACAUAAAAUUGACAUAGAGGAAUGCUGGCUUCGGGUGCAGAUCCAGCCCUUGGAGCUGCCUGUGGUGACCAACAUCCAGGUGUCCAGUCAGCCAGAUAGUCACAGGGUGCUAGUCAGUGGCUUUCCUUCUGGACUUCAGCUGAGUGAGGAGGAGCUGCUAGACAAGUUGGAGAUCUUCUUUGGCAAGGCCAAGAAUGGAGGCGGGGAUGUGGAGACCCGGGAGAUGCUGCAAGGGACAGUCAUGCUAGGUUUUGCUGAUGAAAAAGUGGCCCAGAACCUAUGCCAGAUUGGCCAGUUCCGAGUGCCACUGGGCCGGCAGCAGGUCCCUCUGAGAGUUUCUCCCUAUGUGAGUGGGGAGAUCCAGCAAGCCAAGAUCAAAUUCCAGCAAGCACUUCACUCAGUGCUGGUGACAAAUAUUCCUGACAUCCUGAAUGCCCAAGAAUUGCAUGACAUCCUGGCGAUCCACUUCCAGAAGCCCACCCGUGGAGGCGGGGAGGUGGAGGCCCUGUCAGUUGUACCCUCGGGGCAGCAGGGCCUGGCUGUCUUCACUUCUUCAUCAAGCUAGGUCUGCAUGUCCACCUGCUGGGGACUGGGAUCACACACUGCCUAAUACGCCAACAACGCAGUGUGACUGCCUUCCUUAUUUCAGGCUAUGAGCUCUGUAGGUGGAAGGGUGGCAGCAGGAGAGGGCAGAGUCCAGACCUUGACAGCAGUGGCCUUUCAUUGACUCACUUUUUCCACUCCUUUUUUGCUCAAGAGACAGGGAUUCUCUGUGUGUAGACCAGGCUGGUUUUUAACUCACAGAGAUCCGCCUGUCUCUGCCUCUCAUGGCUGUGAUUAAAGGAGUGUGCCACCACCGUCUGGUAUUCCCACUACUCUUAAAAACAACAUGUGGUCAGAA
Molecule: messenger RNA, 1375 nt
Organism: Cricetulus griseus (Chinese hamster)
Lineage: Eukaryota; Metazoa; Chordata; Mammalia; Rodentia; Cricetidae
Source: RefSeq, a predicted model, not a curated record